AUGGAGACAAUAGGAAAAACACCGGAUCGAGAAGCUAAUAGUCCAAGCAUCUGGACAGCAAACGAACGCACCUUUCUCGCGUGGGUACGUACUAGCUUAUCCACAAUCUCGGUCGGCGUUGGUAUAACACAACUGUUCCGACUGGAGAAGGAGCUGCAGUUACCGGGACAGCUUUUGGGGGUAGCGUUCAUCGUCAUUGGGAUGUUGUUCCUGGUAUUUGCAUGCAUUAGGUUCUUUCACGCGCAGGUUGCUAUGACAGAAGGCUAUUUUCCAGCCACAAGGGGCAUGGUCAUGAUCACGGUCACUGCUACAUUUACGGCAUUGAUUAGUUUACUUGUAGUUGUUUAUAGGGGAACAUCGAUAUGA
Molecule: messenger RNA, 366 nt
Organism: Zychaea mexicana
Lineage: Eukaryota; Fungi; Mucoromycota; Mucoromycetes; Mucorales; Lichtheimiaceae
Exons: 3
Coding region: 1-366 (121 amino acids)
Source: RefSeq, a predicted model, not a curated record